CUGGAAUGUCAUUAAUUAGCGAGUGAAGUCGUUGAGUUCUUGGAGUCUAUCUAUACCCGAAGACUUGUGUAUAUAUCUAGGAGUUGGCUUCUCACACCCAAGACUGAAAUCUUAUUUCAUGAACUAAACAAUCGGAAGUGUGGCAGAGUCCGGCGAACUUAUGGUGAUCGCCAACCACCACAAGUCUCUCUCUGAGGGGAUGUUCUGGAGGUUAUUUCCGUUCUGGCAAUCAGGAACAACUUCUUCGUCCUCUUCUUCAACUCAGAGCCACCAAAACGGUGUUGGAUCAAGCACUCGCUCUUCGAAUUCUGUUUCUUCUGUCGCAAAAUCUCUCCUUCCGGUCAGGCGUAGACUCCGGUUUGAUCCAGCUAGCACUCUAUACUUUCCUUAUGAACCGGGCAAACAGAUCAGGAGUGCCGUUGGAAUAAAGAAUAAGAGCAGGUCUCAUGUGGCUUUCAAGUUUCAAACUACUGCACCAAAGAGUUGUUACAUGCGACCACCUGGAGGAAUUCUUGCUCCUGGAGAAAGUCUCAUUGCUACUGUGUUCAAGUUCAUGGAGCUUCCAGAGAACAAUGAGAAACAAUUAGAUCACAAGAACAAGGUGAAGUUCAAGAUCAUUAGUCUGAAGAUGAAAGCAGGAACAGAUUAUGUACCUGAGUUGUUUGAUGAGCAAAAGGAUCAAGUAGUUGUUGAACGUAUUCUGCUUGCUGUGUUUUUAGAUGUGGAACGCCAAUGUCCUGCACUAGAAAAACUAAAGCGUCAGUUGGCCGAAGCUGAUGCCACAGCAGAAACACGCAAGAAACCUCUAGUAGACACGGGUCCUCAAGUUGUUGGGGACGGGCUUGUCAUAGAUGAAUGGAAAGAGCGAAGGGAGAAAUACCUUGCUCAGCAACAGGUUGUGGAAGUAGACUCUUUGUAAAACACCACUUGCUUCUGUUGUAAGUGCUCCUUUGCCUGCAUAAGAAAUCUGCGAUCAUAUCCUACUACUACCUCAGUAGCCGGUAAGUUUGAUGGACUGGAAUGGGAGGUCCAGUCUACUACCUAAUAUGGAGAACAAAAAUGUGAUUUGAUAUAUCAUGACAUGAUCUCUAUAUUUUGCCACAAGUGCCUUAUUUUGGGAUUUGGGUUUUGUAAAUAAAGGACUUUUUGUAAGUAAACAGUAGUUGAAACAUUGAACUUAAGUAUGAAUUCCUAUACAUCAAGUCUAAUUAGUCAUCUUGGUAGCCGAAAACAUAAACAUGUCGGCCUCUCAAUAGUGUCGAGUGAAGUAAAUUUGUGUUAAAAAGUAUUCUACUCAUACCCAAUCUGUUUAUUAAUUUGUGUAUAAUAAAUUGUGUUAUAUUAAGUUUGUGUUGUGUAUAAUAAAUCGUGU
Ilex paraguariensis (yerba mate) is the source of this 1372-nucleotide messenger RNA. NCBI's taxonomy places the organism in Eukaryota, Viridiplantae, Streptophyta, Magnoliopsida, Aquifoliales, Aquifoliaceae. The record is from the annotation of a GenBank genome assembly.